This is a messenger RNA of Meriones unguiculatus (Mongolian gerbil), 786 nucleotides long. RefSeq names its product proline-rich protein 2-like. The record is from RefSeq and is a predicted model, not a curated record. Bases 1 to 786 code for a protein of 261 amino acids. The transcript has a single exon. Lineage: Eukaryota; Metazoa; Chordata; Mammalia; Rodentia; Muridae.
AUGGUGGCGGCGGCGUGGGGACGUCCCUGCGCGGGAGAUUUUUCACACUCCGGGCCGGCCACGCGUUCCCACGCGCCCCGCCGCCCGCACUCUCCCCCUCCUCCGGGUUCACCCGCCCGCCCUCUGCCGAGCCUCCAUCUCGGCCCGGCCUCCGCGCCUCUGUCCCGUUCUCCCCUCCACCCCACCCCCCAGCCUCUGCCUCGUCGGUCCCCCCCUCUGAGGCCCGGGCUCCGGGGCUCAGCCGCGGCUUCAGCCCAGUGGCGCGGAUCCCACCAGGCGGAUCGGCCGGGUGGCAGGAUCGCAGCGGGCGCCGGAGACGUCCCAGCCGAGGCGAACCCUCCCCGGACAGCGCCGGAGCCCGGGGACCCGCUCUCCCGCCCCCCUGCAGCCUCCCCGACCUGCCUCCAACUUAGCAGCGCCCCCGAACUGCCACCCCCCUACCCACCCGAGUUGCUGAAGUUUGCAAGCACUCCGCAGCCCCAGCCGGCGAGGGCAGAGGCGCCGGGAGCUCCCCAACUCACCUCCCGGCCGCGCGCGCAGGUGCCGGCUUCCCUGCGGCCCUGGGCUCCGGGGCGGGUGCGGAGACCACGGCGACCGAGCCGCGCGCCGGCGGCCCGUCUAGGGAUGGGGCGGCCGAAAGGGGGAAGGAUGCCGGCUGGGAGCCCGGUGUCCGAUCGCAGCCCCCGACCCCGCGCUCCCGGCUGCUCCGACAGCCGCUGGCUGCGCCGCGGACCCGCCGGGCUCGGCGGAGCUGGGCUCCGGCACCAACCCCCGCGCUCCAACUAG